GCUUCCAGCAGAACAGUAACCAGUCGGACUGAUUGCUGAAAGCACAAGUCAUCUUGGUCUCUAAACCAUGUCGCUCUUUAUUUUAACCUUCCAGCUGAUCCUAUACCUUCUCGCAUUUCCUAUUUACGUACUUAACUUUCUAGGAAUUUGGGAUAAAAUCAUUAAGAAAGUAUUCCCUGCCCUUCUAUUCAGAUUAACCAAAAUGUAUAAUAAAUCUAUGGAGGGCAUUAAAAGGGAUCUCUUCAGCAACCUUUCUGACUUUGAAAAUGCUUCGAAGGAGAUCAAUCUGCUAGAAAUCGGCUGCGGCACAGGGGCCAACUUCAAAUUCUACCCAAAUGGCUGCAAAAUAACCUGCCUCGACCUGAACCCAAAUUUCCAAUCAUAUUUGAGCAAAAGCCAAGCCGAAAGUGACCAUCUGAAGUUUGAAGGUUUUGUGGUGGCUUCUGCAGACAACAUGAGCCCAGUGCCCGAUGCCUCUAUGGAUGUGGUGGUCUGCACCCUGUUAGUGUGUUCAGUACCAAACACACCAAAGAUCCUGGACGAGGUCUGGAGAGUUCUCAAGCCUGGUGGAGCAUUCUACUUUUUGGAACAUGUAGCAUCCACGGAUGACUCAACCUUGGUUAGCUACCUCCAGAGAAUCUUGAAUCCCACCUGGAGGUUGUGUCUUGAUGGAUGUGAUUUAAGGAAGACAACUUGGAAAGACCUUGAAAAGGCCAAAUUCUCUGAGCUGAAACUACGUCAUAUACAAGCUCCAAAUGUUAUAAAACCCAUUACUCCUCAUAUUGUUGGAUACGCUAUAAAAUAAACAGUCAUUGUGAAUUAUACACUUGCCAUUCAACACGAAAAUCUCCUUCACUAAUUGGCAUGUUAGCAACUAGUUUUUAACUCUGGUUUCAUGUAAUGGCUAAAAAUAUAUAAGUAAACUGCGCUUAAAAUAAAAUACACACACAAAAACCAAGGAUGAUAAUAACAACUAAAUUCUUGGAGGGAAAACCAUAAAAAAAACCACUAAUAAGUAAAAAUAUGCCACAAUCAUAUAUAUCUAUAUCUCUCUAUCUAUUACAGACCGGUAAGUAAAGUCAUAGCACAGGGUCCGAUAAACAGGUAUACCCCUCUGUCAGAGAAGUAUAAUAAUAUAUAAAACAUUUACGAAAUGUAAAGGCCCCAAGGAAACAGAAGAUCACCGUUAAAUAAGGUCUUACACAGGAUAGAUUUUCAUCCUUGGGAGUGGAUUAGGUAAAAGUCAGCAACUGUGGUAUAUAGCAGGUAGGGAUUGGAUGUGAAGGUGGGGAUUAGAAUUCUGCCAGAAGCUGAAAGGCAUUUUCUUCAUAUCUGCUUAUACUUAGAUGUCUGUUUCAGAAUUAUUCUCACACAUUUUCAAGAGCACUAGAUAUUACUGAGAGACUAAAAAAACAACAAAUUGCUUAUGUAUGUACACAUUCAAUGUUCAACGUUCUGGUUGCUUUGUGCCUACAAUAACUUUCUUGCAUUGAAAUGUUCAACCAAGUGAUUUUAUUUUGCAUUAGAAACUUAGAAUAAAAGUUGUUUUAAGAGUA
This is a messenger RNA of Pelobates fuscus (common spadefoot toad), 1556 nucleotides long. RefSeq names its product thiol S-methyltransferase TMT1A-like. The record is from RefSeq and is a predicted model, not a curated record. Bases 68 to 805 code for a protein of 245 amino acids. The transcript has 2 exons. Lineage: Eukaryota; Metazoa; Chordata; Amphibia; Anura; Pelobatidae. Gene Ontology annotation, molecular function: S-adenosylmethionine-dependent methyltransferase activity.